GUCAACUUCCAUCCUGCACCUGACCGCUGACGACGAACGAUUAGAGAAGUAAUUCAUAACUCAUGAUUGAUUCUUUUGGAAAAUUACCGGCAGGAAUGUUAAAAAUGACACUGUGGAUAUCGGGAGAUUAUGACCAGUGUUUGGACAUAGAAAUUCCUCAAAAUAAAAAAGUGAUUACCGAUAAAGGAAAGGAGCAGAUUCGAGGCAAAUACUGUGCCCUGACAGUUGGAAUGCAAGAAUCGAUGAAACGUAUUGCAAAGUAAAUUCAUAAGUUCGAAAAUAAUUCAUUGAUUAAACUAGCAAAAGAGAUUAUUAAACCAAUGAAGUAUGACGACUUAUUGAGAACAGAGUUAGCCUCUACACGAAUAAGAAUACGUUUGGAUGCGUGCAUUCCGAGUACAUGUAAUAAUAAAGACUUAAAACACGUUGGGAAUUGGAUAUUCGGGACAGCGGUAGACUUUAAUGUCGAAUAUUGCAAAAUCAAAGAUGAACGCAUUGAAUACACUAACGGACAAUUGAUAUCGUUAAUUGUUCUCGGCAUAUUUAUCGCAUGGGUAGGAUUGGCAACGUUAACAGAAAUAUUAAUGAGACUUCAUAUUAUUCCUUUCAAAGCAGGUAGAUUUUUUGGGUAUAUUCUCGGAGCUUCACCUUAUAAAUCUUUGCAUAAAUUAUAUUCGACGAAUCUUGACGAAAGUACAAAAUCGAUUUGCGGAGUAAAAUUUCUUCUAGUAAAUAUUGUGGUGUUGGGACAUUUAGGCGUGACAGGAAUGUUCCCCACAAUAAUAGUAUAUGCAAAAGGCUCGCUACCGUAA
Messenger RNA from Centruroides sculpturatus (bark scorpion), 812 nucleotides. RefSeq lists its product as uncharacterized. The record is from RefSeq and is a predicted model, not a curated record. Bases 321 to 812 code for a protein of 163 amino acids. The transcript has 7 exons. Lineage: Eukaryota; Metazoa; Arthropoda; Arachnida; Scorpiones; Buthidae.